AUGCGCUCCAUCACUUUGGCUUUCUUGCUACCUGUGGCCCUCGCGGCGCCCCGUGCGAGUCCCAACGAACAGGGCUGCGAGCUGACAGUUACCUCGAUCCCCGCAAUCACACAUACGUUUCUCGCCCCAAUGAAGACGUUCGUGGUCAACGCGGCCCAGAGUGAUGGGUGCCAGUUGCCUCCUCUUAUACCGUCUGCAGUCCAGUCCUCCCCUGCAGGCCCAGGCACCACCGGCCAACCCAGCACCAAGGGGCUCCCAGGCACCUGCCAGGGCGCGCAAUGCCAGUCAAUCAACAGCUUUACCGAUGGGGCCGUUGACAGUGUUGCGCAGACUUCUCCCUGCACAAACUGCAUUGACCACCCGGCCACUCGACCGACAGAUGCCCCCGGCCAGAAGAAUGUUCUUCCCUCUGCGCGCCUUCCUGGCGCAGGGGAUGACAGUCACCGCCAGGGUCCAAAGACUUACCCCACUAACAUCCACUCCGGUACUCCCAGCCCACAUUCUUCUUCCGGAGCUGUACAGCCGCCUCAGAGUCCCGGACAGGACGACAAAGAUGGAGACGCCUCUACGCGACCUACGCAGGGUAUCUCCAUCGAAACGGGCACGUCCAUCGGAAUCGAAAAGACGAGUCAGCCAACAGCAACAUCCGGCGUUGCCAAUGCCCUCACGACAAGACCCGCUAUGGAUUUAUCUGGACCUGGUUCCACUGCAAGCAACACUACGGUUUACCACAAUCCUGUUUCGCCCUCUGUCGAGACUUCAGUCUGGUUUACGUCUGCCACAAGCAAUAUGAGCCAGCCUGAGACUACCCGCGUCCACGUCUCCUCCGCCUCUCACGGAAUCGGAAAGCUCUGCAACGUACAUGUCCUGCUAUGCUCGGUCGCACUCAUCUUGGCCGGUACACUGGCUUAA
Molecule: messenger RNA, 912 nt
Organism: Colletotrichum gloeosporioides
Lineage: Eukaryota; Fungi; Ascomycota; Sordariomycetes; Glomerellales; Glomerellaceae
Exons: 1
Coding region: 1-912 (303 amino acids)
Source: RefSeq, a predicted model, not a curated record